This is a messenger RNA of Ceratitis capitata (Mediterranean fruit fly), 2710 nucleotides long. Its product is annotated as fatty-acid amide hydrolase 2. The transcript is spliced from 4 exons. The record is from RefSeq and is a predicted model, not a curated record. The coding region runs from base 315 to 1958 and encodes 547 amino acids. NCBI's taxonomy places the organism in Eukaryota, Metazoa, Arthropoda, Insecta, Diptera, Tephritidae.
UGCACUCCGUCGCUGGGACAUCGCUUUUUCACUUAGCCGGCAUUGGGAUUGCUAGUUUUUUUUUGGUUUUGCGCUGUCAAAGGUAUGGGCAGAUGGAUUUUCCAACGCUUUCAGCUCGCUAGAUUAAUUUUCGCUUUCGACAACAAUUGUUGUCGGCUGUCGUCGGCGGACGUUUUGUGUGUUUCGUAUACAAAAUAUUGAGUUGGGUUUUCCCAUUUGUGACGUAGAAAACUGUUAGUUAAGUUCAUAGGCUCUGUGUAUCAAGUGAAGUGGAAGGAAAGUGGAAAGAAAGUGGAAGGAAAGUGCAAGUGAAGAUGCGUCAGAUAAAAUCGAUAUUACGAUUUGUCAGGCAAUUUUUAAGCGAUGAAUUUUAUUCGAUCAUGGGGUACAUCAUGCGGCGCUUUCUGCGGUCGGCCAUGAUCGUCUUCAGUUGGUUUGUUGUACCCUACAGUCGUUUCACGAACAUCAAAGUGAAUCGGAAGAAACUGCCGCCCAUACGGAGUCAUCUGCUGGAAAUACCCGCUGUCGAUUUGGCCAAACUGAUUCGCAAUGGAAAGGUAAAAAGCGAAGAGGUGGUGGAGGCGUACAUUGAGCGGUGUAAGCAGGUGAAUCCGUUAAUUAAUGCCAUUGUGCAGGAUCGUUUUGAGGAGGCGCUCGAAGAAGCGCGCGAUACUGAUCGCCUCAUCGCGUCCGGCAUCAAUACCGUUGAAGAAAUGGAAGAGCACACCCCGUUGUUGGGCAUACCGGUGACGGUAAAGGAGAGUAUUGCGGUUAAGGGCUUAACCAAUCAGGCUGGGCGUGUCUUUAAGACACCACAAAUAGCUAAAUCCGAUGCGCCCGUCGUGGAGCAGAUCAAACGUUGUGGCGGUAUAAUAAUGUUAGUUUCUAAUACACCUGAACUGUGCCUGCUUUGGGAGACGUACAAUAAUGUGACGGGUCAGACGAAAAAUCCCUAUGAUCUGAAGCGCACGCCAGGUGGUUCUUCGGGUGGCGAAGCUGCAUUAUUGGCUAGUGGUGCUUCGCUGUUGGGACUCACAUCCGACAUAGGUGGCUCUUCACGUUUGCCCGCCAUGUUUAGCGGCAUUUGGGGGCACAAGCCCACACCGUACUCGGUGUCGUUUAAGGGUCACCAUCCGACCAGUGAUUAUCCAAAAUGGGGUGACUUCUUCACCAUAGCACCAAUGACACGCUACGCAAAAGAUCUACCGCUGUUGCUGAAAUGUAUGCUUGAUCCCACAGGACCCAAACUGACACUCGAACGUGAACUCAGCGCACAGAGUAUACGUUUCUUUUUCAUGGAUAACGAUGGACCAUCGGGCAUGAUGCGUCCGCUGAGUCGUGACCUACAUGCCGCCAUUAAUCGUGUUGCAACCGAUUUCAAUGCAAAACGUGUGAAUAUACGCAAAAUGAAAUUAUCGCUGGAUAUUUCACUAUCAGCCAUGUUGACAAUGAAAAACAUCGAGACAAUCUAUUACAAGACCGAAGAAGGUGAACGCCCCAAAACUGUAUGCACGGAGACGGUGAAAUAUUUCUUCGGUUGUUCGGAUAGCAUACUGCCGUCGGUGAUAUUCGGACAUUUGCAGAAUUUUAUGAAAAUUAUACCGAACUCACGCCACAAACAUCUGGCCACCAUCAUUGAGGCACUCAAGACUGAAUUCAAAGAGCUACUCGGCAACGAUGGCGUCUUUCUCUAUCCAACAUUUCCGAAUACAGCACAUCAGCAUUAUCAAAUUUACCACAAACUACUGGAGCCCAUGUACAUGGCGAUAUUUAAUACGUUGGGCUUGCCAGUGACCAACUGUAUGAUCGGUUUGGAUAGACGCAAUCUACCGAUGGGCAUACAGGUGGUUGCGAAUCCCGGACAGGAUCAUCUUUGCUUGGCGGUGGCACGUGAAAUGGAACGGCGCUACGGUGGUUGGGUGCGACCACCCUCCGAAGAGUCGGCGAAGCGGGUGUAAAAUUACAGAGGGUAGCCGAAGGAAUGUAGCCUAAGAGCAUAUGUACAUUAUUAUGGUGCGAAGUCCAAAAAGUGCCUAUCAAUAGCUUUUUGGCUAAAAAUAUUGAUAAAAGUUGAUAAAAAAAAAAUAGAAAUCACAAAAUAACGAUAAAGUCCGAUCGAAAAAAUCCAAUUCUAAUAAUUUGAAAGGAGUUUUUAUAGACGCCACGUUUGACUCAAAUAAAUUUCAGCCGAAAACCUAAAUAUUCCAACACUUUUUGCAGGAAUUGGGGUCGUAGACUAGCACUAACGCGCCAAUAUUCUCCACCAAGACGUUAGUCGUCUCGGACUUAUCUAUAUACAUAGACAUGCGAUUUCUUCUUGGAGGCCACGCCACCCGAUCACGACGCGAGAUAUUUGGCUGUAAGACAUGUAUCGCCGUCUUGUUGAAACCAAAAAUCGUCCUCAUCCUCCAUCCUCCACUUCAGAUAUGAAAAAGUCAUUAAUCAUGGCUCUAUAGGCAUCGCUGAAAAAACGAUUAUAUCGAUGAAGUUUACCAUCAUUUCGAAUGAAAUCUCUGGGGUAAUAAAAAAUAUCCAUUUCUACUGAACUUUUGUAACUGGUUGCCAUGCUAAGGCAUAAAUUAGCCAUUUUUUGUUAUUGGAGCGAGUAACAAAUCCCUACAAACGGCACAAAAUAUCCCUUAAGCAUGCUCUUAGGUAAAAUUUUCUUGGUUUUUUUAUAGUGACUGAUGAUUGCAAAAAAAAAAACAUU